Messenger RNA from Lymnaea stagnalis (great pond snail), 2396 nucleotides. Lineage: Eukaryota; Metazoa; Mollusca; Gastropoda; Lymnaeidae. The record is from the annotation of a GenBank genome assembly.
UUCAAAUUCUGUUUUCAAGGAGAGGAAAUUUUACCGGAAAAUUAUUUAAAGAAUAUAAUUUCAAAACAUUUACACUACUGUGGAAGUAAGAAUGCAUUUGUUAACUACUGUUAAUGUAUUGAAAAGAAUUAUUUCAUUAUUUCGUACGUGUUACAUUUAUUCGGCAUUAUCCCAAGGGCACAAUGACACAUAUUUAAUGCUAUCCAUAAUGAUAACAUGUAUGGCGUCCUGCCGUUUUCGCGAGACGAUGGAGUAGCUGUUGACACUAAUUACUAUAUCAAAUGGCUUGCGAGGCCCAUUCUGGAAUUGCGGUCUCGGCUGCACAUUUCGCGUGAGAACCUUGACACCCCCCCCCCCCCCCCCCCCCCCCCCCCCCCCUCUUCCCCUUUCCUUUUUUUUUUUUUUUUUUGUUUUUUUUUCUUUCUUUUUUUUUUUUUUUUUUUCCCCCCCCCCCACCAUGCCCCACCCACCCCUUAUUUCCCUGUGAAUUUGUUUUGGCUGCAAAGGUUUCGUUUCACGCAUCUUUUUUUUUUCUUUACUUCCCUUGCUUUACAAAAAAAAACAAAAAAAAAAAUCUCCUACUCUGGGCAAAGACAUAUAAUACUAGAAUAUCACGUACAACAGUCGAGUCUAAUUUUAGAUUGACAGAUAUGGUGACGAAGCUAUUGACGGUGUCAAAUGAGUUUUCUGUCUUAUUCUGGCCUUCUCUUGGUUUGUUUUUUUUUCCUUUUCAGAUACGUUUAGAACUUAAUGAGCAGUAGUCACCACCAGGGCUGCCACACCUUGUGAAAUUUCCCAAUAUCUUGGGAAUUCACUACCCCAUCCAGGACAAAAACUCACUUUUUAAAAAAAAAUCCCCAAGAUAAUUUCCCUUUAAAAAAAAAACUCAUAUAUUAUCAUGAUCUUGGGAAAUCUUGGGAAAUAUUUUGACCAAAUCUUGGGAAUUAAAAAAAAAUUCCGUGGCAGCCCUGGUCAUCACCGGCCCUCAAACCCAUCCCAAAACAAAAAAUAGCCUUUAAAUAGUUUAAAGCGUAAACAUAAAUUAUCACUUCUUGGAUUUUAUGGUUGUUUCACGAUGGCAUCUGUACUUUGACAUGUCGAGUCAGUAAGCCAAAAAUAUUUUGUCAGAUUAGGUCACUUUCACGUUAACAUACGUUGUUGUUGUUUUUUUUGCCCCCCAUAGGUAAAUUACUAGCCAAGUCCGUUCGAGCAACGCUAAAAAAAUGUCUAAAAUUAGCAAGCUGUCCGUGUAUGUGCCCAACAUGUCCGAGGCUGAGCUCCUGGCAGAACUCUUCGAUUCCAUCGGCGAGGGCAAGACCGAGUAUGUCCGGCUUCUGCUGACCUACGCUAAGGAAACCGUGCAACUGCUGAAGAAGAAAGAUCCGGUAAUCGGCUGCCGGUGAUUCUGGGAUUUGCCUCAAACUCAAAGAAAUUCACUGCUUUGUCCCCCCCCCCCAAUCCUUCUCCCGCUUGCAACCCCACCCCCCACCCCAUGCAGAGGCGUAGCGAGGGGGCAGGGGGGACAGAUGUCGCCGGGCGCCAGCUAGUUAGGGGCGCCAAAAUUAACCCUUCUCCCGCUUGCAACCCCACCCCCCACCCCAUGCAGAGGCGUAGCGAGGGGGCAGGGGGGACAGAUGUCGCCGGGCGCCAGCUAGUUAGGGGCGCCAAAAUGAGCUUUGGUAUUAUUUUAUUGAUGAAAAUAAUGGGCUUGAGAGUUGGAAAAAAGAAAAAGGGGGCGCUUUAAAAUGGAGCUUGUCCCCGGGCGCGAAUCUUGUCCCCGGGCGCCAAACACCUCGCUGCGCCUCUGCCCCCAUGCUCUCACUCUGUCCCCAUGCUCUCACUCUGUCCCCAUGCUCUCACUCUGUCUUCAUUGUCAAGCUUUCCUACCCUUUCUGCAAUUCUCUCUACUGUAUAUUGUUUCUUUAAAUUUACACUUUCGUUAAUACUUGUCAAAACGAGACGAUUUAGUUUGUUGUUUUUUUUAAAUUAAUAACAAAGCGGUUCAUUGACAAAAAUAACGUAACUCGUUUUCUUAAAAGAGAACUCCAGUCUUUCGCCAGAUAUAACCGGUUUUCUCAUGGGAGUGUGAACCUGAUGAUACCGCAGAUGGUGGAAGCUGUGGUGGAGCUAUUUUCAGAAAUGUAUUUUGACACAAAAUUCAAACUUUAGUACCGCGUCCAGUGUUUGCAUGAUGGCCACAACAUCGGCCACCUAAGUGCCCCCCCCCACGUGGGGUAUUAAGGGCUUAUUCAUCUACGCAAGCAAAAUCCUACCAUCUCACCAUUUAUUAGUUUUUAAACAGCAGUCUUCUCGUCCUUUCAGCAAGGCCUGACACCGCUCAGAAAAGCCAUAACUCUAAGCAAGCCGGAGAUAGCCCGUAUAUUAGUGUACCAUGG